This is a messenger RNA of Stegastes partitus (bicolor damselfish), 3100 nucleotides long. RefSeq names its product shisa family member 2b (gene shisa2b). The transcript has 2 exons. The coding region runs from base 678 to 1547 and encodes 289 amino acids. The record is from RefSeq and is a predicted model, not a curated record. NCBI's taxonomy places the organism in Eukaryota, Metazoa, Chordata, Actinopteri, Pomacentridae.
UUUGCAUCUGACUUUUUACACGCCCCUCUCCCUCUGACACAAAGUGGGAUAGACCCUGCGCGCUGCAGUUCAAUCUGGCCGGACUGACACAGACUUGGCUGACUGACUUCUGACACUCAACAAUGCAGACCACGCCACAAAAGUUCGAAACGUUAUCUUUACGCACGGGGCCUGCGGUGAGAGGACUCAGGAGUGAUAGCAGCUGUGCGCCCAUGGAUCAGGCUACAAGUGUUGGUUUCCCUGCAUCCCUGCGGAAAGUCAUUUGAAAAGCUAGGAGGAGACAGACCCGCUGCCGUGCCAGAGGAAAUCCAUUAGUCGCUCCAAACUGGAUUUACCAGAGCUCUGACGGUUUACAACUGGAGUAUCAGUUAGGCUGAGGUCCAUCAUUUCUGUGACAAUUUUACUUUCCGCACCAUCUACUCGGUUUUUUGUGCAACUCCUGGAUAAUCGCCUGCGCUACGGAGCACUUUUGGAGAAGUUGGAUCUGAAUUACGCACGGGAUUCCUCUAACAAAUGACCGCCUCUAAGUGGUUUGUGGCUCCCUCACUUCAUCCCCUCAGCUCCCUUUAUCGUACAGACCCAGCGUAUCACCCCCCUCUCCAGGUUCAACGCGGGGACUAAAACCUCUCUGUGUUUCCCUGCGCGCCAGCGUGCGGCUGCGGGCCACCUGGCCGAGAAUGUGGGGAGGAGGUUUCCCGAUGUCUGUCACCGUGAUUGUGACUCUGCUCCUUGUUAUAAUUGACGUGAAAGCCAGCGGGGAGUACUGCCAUGGCUGGCACGACGCCCAGGGCGUCUGGAAAGAAGGGUUCCAGUGCCCGGAGAAGAUUGACGGAGAGGACGCGAUCAUCUGUUGCGGGAAAUGCGAGCUGCGCUACUGCUGCUCCAGCACGGACGCACGGCUGGAUCAGGGCAGCUGUGAUAACGACCGGCAGGCACAGGAGCCCGGGACAGAGAGCAAGGAGAACAAGGACUCCGGUGCAGUGCCCAUCUAUGUGCCGUUCCUGAUCGUGGGCUCAGUGUUUGUAGCUUUCAUUCUGGUGGGUUCUGUGGUUGCCGUGUGUUGCUGCCGCUGCCUCCGGCCCAAGCAGGAGCUGUCAUCAUCAGGUGCCACAGGAGGUGGGAGCAGUGGCGGCCGCCUCUUGGAGACCAUCCCCAUGAUGGCAAACACCUCCAGAGGUUCCUCAUCCCGGCAGUCCAGCACAGCCACCUCGUCCAGCUCCUCUGCUCCGCCCGCCGCCCCCCGCCCAGCACCGCCUCCCCUCAUGCGGGCGCAGGCCUCCUGCUGCCUGCCGCCCGACGCCAGCGUCUUCGUCAACAUGCCCACCAACUUCUCAGUUCUCAACUGCCAGCAGGCCACCCAGAUCAUGCCUCACCAGGGACAGUUCCUGCACCCGCAGUACAUCGGCUACGCCCACCCCGUGUCCCCUACCCCAACCUUCUUGGACCCCACUCAGGGAGGCUAUAGACCCCUCCAGUCCCCCUGCCCUCCUCCCACCGUAGGGUCCAGUGUCACCAGUGACCAGAAAUACCCUCCAGUGACAGUGUGAUGAGGGGCCAACCUGCAGACCACUCAACCACUUUGUUGCAAAGACUGACUUGUGAAGUUUAACCUGUGAGAGCUGCGGCAGAAAUCUUUACGCCAGAGUGGGAAAUCAAAAAGGCAGCGAAUCAGACUCAUGUGAAGGACUCAUGAAGCUGUUGCUGGUAGCAGGGCCUGCUCUGCUAUAGUGUGUGAUGUGUGUCUGUUUAGUGUUUCACAUGAUCUCUUGGCAAGUCGGAAUGAGCUAAGCUCAGCCUUAGAUGGGGUAAAAUGGAUGCGUAAACAUUUCUCUGUCUUGAUGUAAAGACAAAACUGCAUCUUGGAAGGUUAUAUAGCCCAGAUGGGUAAUAAUGCACGGUUCAUUGCAGCCUGCAGCUCAAAUAAAGGCUGCAUGUGUUUGUGUUUGCAUGGAUGUGUGUGUGAUCGAGAAAAAAGAUUUGUUGGCCUAUAUGUGCGGGAAUGAGUGAUGACUGGAUGAUUUAUAGCAGGGGACUGUAUGACAAAUGGAUAUUCAAGCAAAAAAAAUAUGACCACAUGCUGUGUUUAUGCCAUGUGCACAUCUGUGCUUGUGAAUGACUGUGAGUGGUUUCUACAAUACAGUAUAUUUUUGUUUGUGUUGAAAAUAUGAGGAAAGAAAGCAUGUGGAUAGAUGUUUGUACUGUAUGUGUGUGUGAGUUUGGGAGAGAGUGUGAAGUGUGGAGGGAUGUGGUCUUAUGAGUAACUGUGAGUGAACUUUGUGUAAUGGGAAAUGCAGGUGGCGUGAUGUGAAAGGCAGUCGCAAUCUCCCCGUAGGCCAUUUAAACUGUAAUGAAGUGAACACAGGACACGGACUGUGACGCUCCACCCUACUAUACAACCCCCCUCCUGCCACCCAGAAAGAAAAAACACAAAAACCCCAACUGCCCUGAGCGGAAACACACUCACAGACCCCAAAAAUGACAAUAUUCACACGAGGCUGGCAGUUAAUGUUCCUUGGAAGUGUGAGUGUGUGACAGAGGAGUGAGAGGCAGUCCUCUGAAGAUUACAGAGUUAAUUAUACAGCAAAAACUCUGCCAGCUGCCCCCUUCACUUCUCUCCUGUGAGAGGUGUGUGUGUAUUUAACACUACCACAGUUGAGUGCAUUAGCACAGGCAGCUCCAGGGCACCUCUGACUCAUUAUUUUCCACUCAAGAAAGACACAGAAGUGGCAGUUAUUGGAUGUUAAUCUGAAAAAAUAAGUGAAAGUUGUUGGAUUUUAAGCCAUUCUGUGUGCUGUUGCACAGCUGGGUCACCGGUAACUGAGAAACAUGCAACUUGCGGAAUGUGCUGCUCCACUGAGCGUGCAGCCUGAGAUGUCCCUGAGUACUGAAACCAGUAUGUCUGUGCACCUCUUCUGUUCUCCACGCAUAAUGUCUGUAAGAUACAGCGGGCAGCUUGUGUGAGACAAAGCAAAACCAUCUGUAAAACAGUGGCUUCACUUAAACCGAAUGUGUCUGCUCCGUCUGAAACAAAGAGAUUUGAUGCAGGAGAAUCAUUUUUCAUAUGAAUUUGAAAAAAAAAUAAAGAUUUUGAAAAAAGAAA